AGAGUAAUCUGUUUUUUGUGUCAUCUACACUUCGGAGGGCGCACUACUAUGUCUUCUGAUUGCGGCUCGCUCGCGCCUCGAGGUGCGGGGUGAGGACGAACCGUUUGUGCUCAAAACGCGUGUAGCAGGCCAGCACAAUCGAAGGGCUGCCGACAGAAGCUCGCGCGAGGGGGUAGAGGUAGCCCCGAAGGCGCACACAGCGAGGCGUCGUGUGUGGCUGCGCGAUCGGUGACCAACCGCCGUGAGGAGCAAAGGAACGCAAUGGCCGCCGUAGACAAGCUCACGCGCCAGAUGCUGGCCGGCGAGCAGAUGAGCUCCGUGGCGGCUUUAGCGAGGGACGCGCCGGAGUGGGCGCGCGCCUUCGUCGACGCCGCGGAGCGCCGCGUCCGCGAGCUCGACGACGCGCUCGCGUCGGCGCGCGGCGACGUUGUUAAAUUAAGAGCGCGCGCGGAGCAGUUCGUGGCCGAGAACGAGCAGCUCCACGAGCGACUCGCGGCGGAAUUAGAAAGGGAGCCGGCGCAACCGCCUCCUGCUCCAUCAUCAAAUGACCGCUCGGUCAUUCAGGGCCCAUCCCAAGAACGCGCCAGAGAACUCGCGGAGCGCGUCGACAUCCUCAUGGCCGAGAACGCGCUCAUGGUCGAGCAGACGGCCGUGCUCCAGGCGGAAUUAGAUCGGUGCUCCACGGAUUUAGAUAGCAGGACGAAGGAGGCCGCGUCCUUCCGCGACGAGGCCGAGCGCGCCACGGAGAAGUGGCGCGCUUUGGAAGGUGGCGAGGGCCAGUGGCGCGAGGCGCGGCGACGUCUCGAAGAAAGAUAUGUGCAACAUUCGACGGACAUGGCGCAGGCCCAGGCGCAACUCGCCGAAUUGAAGGAGGGCCUGACGCAGUUACAUGCCCAGAACUCGACCCUAAGAGAGCAGCUCGACGAGAAGACGCGCACGUGCGCGGAUCUGACGGAUCGGCUCGAGGCCGACGGCGACGAGCUCUGGCAGCGCGUCCAGGCGGCCGGCGCGCGGGCGCGGGAACUCCAGACGUCCCUGGCUACACAAACCCAAAGAGGUGACCUCGAAGCGGAGAAGGCUCGGAGAGCGGAACGCGCUCUCGAGCAGGUAAGGGGAGACAACGCGGGCAUGCUGCGCGUCAUGAGCGGCAUGGAAAAACAACUGGCGUCGUACGCGCAGCGCGAGGAGGGCGUCGCGCAGAGCGGCCGGGACGCGAAGGAGAAGGCCGAGAACGCGUUGUUGGCUCGCGAUAAAGCCCAGGCGAAGUGCGACCAGGCGUUGCGCGAGCUCGAGCGCUUGCGGGCGGAGCGCGUCCAGGACGCGGAGACGUUCCAGAAGAGAUGUAGAGAGGCGGUGGACGUGGAGGCGCGACGGCUGCAGCAGGACCUGCGGCGGCGGGACCAGGAGAUCCGGGACCGCGACGAGCGGCACGCGGAGGCGCUGGCCAUCGCCGAGAGACAUGGGAGGGACCUGGCGCGGCUCAAGGCGGACGCGGACCGCGCGAACGCGGCCCUGAAGCACGUCCAGGCGGCGAACGACGCCGCCGCCGAGGGCCUGGAACGAAGGGCCGCCGACGCGGACCAGCGGGCCAACGACGCGGUGCGGCGCGCGCGGGACGCCGAGCGACAGCUGGCGAAGAGCGUCGAGCAGCGGGAGGCCGACCGCGAGGAGGCCGAGGCGAAAUUGGUCUCGGGCGUCGUGGGGGGCGACGGCGUCGGCCCGGCGGAGGCGAGAGAUACGGCGAUGCGUUACAGGGAAGCGCAGUCGUUGCUGGCGCAGCGGGAGCGGGAAUUGGCCAAGGUGCAUCGGGAGUUGGAGGCCGAGAAGCAGGGCCGCGCGCGCGACGCGGCGGACUUGAGGCGAGACGCCGACGCCGAGAAGCGGCGCCUCGAGGAGGCGCUCGACGCGCAGCGCCGGGCCGCGAGUGAUGCACACUUUCAGGUUCAGGCAGCGACGGAGCGCCACCGGGCGCAACUCGCCAAGGUCGCGGCGGACCGCGACGCCCACGCACGAGAUGCUGAUAAGCGGCUCCGCGACGAACACGAGACCGUCGCUCGGCUAGCCGCCUACGAGCGCGAGCUCGAAGUCAAGCUGGCUGCUGCGGCCGCGGACCUCGACGCGCAGCGCGAUUACAGCGCCCAGCUCGCGGACCGAUGCCAGGUGGCGGAACGGCGGGCGGCCGAGGCCGCGCUCGCGCUCUCGAAGUCGAUCGCCGAGCAGGACCUGUUGAUCAAGCGAUACGCGCGCCAGGGCGCGGGCGCGGCGGCGAAGGCCGUGAGCCCCCUGGGCGCGUUCAACGAGUGAAGUCUCCCCCGUGCCUAAGUACUUACGCUACUCCUACCUAGGCGGCUCGUUACACUGCCAUCGACACUUGCCCGGAAGCCAGUGGCAUCC
Pelagomonas calceolata is the source of this 2394-nucleotide messenger RNA. The record is from the annotation of a GenBank genome assembly. Lineage: Eukaryota; Pelagophyceae; Pelagomonadales; Pelagomonadaceae.